Odobenus rosmarus divergens (Pacific walrus) is the source of this 3468-nucleotide messenger RNA. It is a transcript of the gene MCF2L, whose product is annotated as MCF.2 cell line derived transforming sequence-like. Bases 1 to 3468 code for a protein of 1155 amino acids. NCBI's taxonomy places the organism in Eukaryota, Metazoa, Chordata, Mammalia, Carnivora, Odobenidae. Gene Ontology annotation, molecular function: guanyl-nucleotide exchange factor activity; protein binding. Gene Ontology annotation, cellular component: cytoplasm; extrinsic component of membrane. Gene Ontology annotation, biological process: intracellular signal transduction; positive regulation of Rho protein signal transduction. The record is from RefSeq and is a predicted model, not a curated record. The transcript has 30 exons.
AUGUUUGACUGCUGGAGGUUUGUCCUGCGCAAGAAAACUGGACGCAACCAUCAUUCUUCCCGGAGAGGCUCCAAUGAGGCCGAAAAAGAAGAAGGUGACCCUCAGAUCGAUGUACCUGAUGUCCUCAGGCUUGUCAGAGACCCACCAGAGGGGUCACAUUCACCUGCAGAUGAAAUCAUGCACCGGGACAUCACCCCACUCUGCGCCGCGGACAUCCAGGACCAGCUGAAGAAGCGCUUUGCAUAUCUGUCUGGUGGGCGCGGGCAGGACGGCAGCCCCGUCAUCACCUUCCCGGACUACCCGGCCUUCGGCGACGUCCCCGACAAGGAGUUCCAGAAUGUCAUGACCUACCUCACCAGCAUCCCCAGCUUACAAGAUGCUGGCAUUGGAUUCAUCCUGGUCAUAGACCGAAGGCAGGACAAAUGGACCUCGGUGAAGGCAUCAAUCCUGCGAAUAGCAGCGUCCUUCCCAGCAAACCUCCAGCUCGUCCUGGUUCUGCGCCCAACAGGGUUUUUCCAAAGGACUCUCUCCGACCUCGCAUUCAAAUUCAAUAGAGAUGACUUCAAGAUGAAGGUGCCGGUCAUAAUGCUGAGCUCAGUACCAGAAUUACACGGUUACAUCGACAAGUCCCAGCUGACCGAGGACCUGGGUGGGACCCUGGAUUACUGCCACACCAGGUGGCUGUAUCACCGCACAGCGAUCGAAAGUUUCGCCCUCAUGGUUAAGCAGACAGCUCAGAUGCUGCAGUCCUUCGGGACCGAGCUGGCCGAAACGGAGCUGCCCAACGACGUGCAGUCGACGAGCUCAGUGCUCUGUGCGCAUACGGAGAAGAAGGACAGAGCAAAGGAGGACAUGAGGUUGGCACUGGACGAGGGGCAGAGCAUCCUGGAGAACAUCAGGGAGCCACUGGCCAAGAGCGGGGAGCAGAGCCUGAACCAGGACCAGCUGGAUAACCAGACCACUGUGCAGAGGCUCCUGGCCCAGCUGAGCGAGACAGAGGCUGCCUUCGAUGAGUUCUGGGCGAAGCAUCAGCAGAAACUCCAACAGUGUCUGCAGCUCCGGCAUUUUGAGCAGGACUUUCGAGAGGUCAAAGCCUCUUUAGACACACUGGCCCAGAAGAUAGCAACCUUCACCGAUGUGGGCAACAGCCUGGCGCACGCAGAGCACCUCCUGAAGGACCUCGCCAGCUUUCAGGAGAAGUCGAGUGCGUCUGUAGAGCGGGCCCGCGCCCUGUCCCUGGAGGGCGAGAAGCUCAUUGACAGCAAGCACUACGCCGUGGACUCCAUCCGCCCCAAGUGCCACGAGCUCCAGCACCUCUGUGACCAGUUCGCGGCCGAGGUGGAGAGGCGGAGGGGGCUGCUCAGCAAGUCCCUGGAGCUGCACGGCCUCCUGGAAGCAUCCAUGAGGUGGUGUGAUGAGGGGAUCUACCUGCUAGCCUCACAGCCUGUGGACAAGUGCCAGUCCCAGGACGGCGCGGAGGCGGCCCUGCAGGAAAUCGAGAAAUUCCUGGAGACCGGUGCAGAGAAUAAGAUCCAGGAGCUCAAUAAAAUUUACCAGGACUACGAGUCCAUCCUCACCAAAGACCUGAUGGAGCACGUGCAGAAGGUCUUCCAGAAGCAAGAGGGCAUGGAGGAGAUGUUCCACCGGAGACAGGCAAGCCUGAAGAAGCUGGCAGCCAAGCAGACGCGGCCCGUGCAGCCCGUGGCCCCCCGGCCAGAGGCGCUCACGAAAUCGCCCUGCCCCUCCCCAGGUGUCCGGAGAGGCUCUGAGAACAGUUCUGAGGGCAGCGCGCUCCGGAGAGGGCCCUACAGGAGGGCCAAGAGCGAGAUGAGUGAGAGCCGGCAGGGCCGGAGCAGCUCCACGGGGGAUGAGGAGGAAAGCCUGGCCAUCUUGCGGAGGCAUGUGAUGAACGAGCUCUUGGACACGGAACGGGUCUACGUGGAGGAGCUGCUCUGUGUCCUGGAGGGCUAUGCCGCUGAGCUGGAUAACCCGCUCAUGGUGCACCUCGUGUCACCGGGCCUCCAAAACAAGAAGGAUGUUCUCUUUGGAAACAUGGAAGAGAUUUACCACUUUCAUAACAGAAUAUUCCUGAGGGAGCUGGAAGACUAUGCAGGCUGCCCAGAGCUGGUUGGAAGGUGUUUCCUGGAACGGAUGGAAGAGUUCCAGAUCUACGAGAAGUAUUGUCAGAACAAGCCGCGCUCCGAGAGCCUGUGGAGACAGUGUUCCGACUGCCCGUUCUUUCAGGAAUGUCAGAGGAAGCUGGACCACAAGCUGAGUCUGGACUCCUACCUGCUGAAACCGGUCCAGAGAAUCACCAAGUACCAACUGCUGCUCAAGGAGAUGCUAAAAUACAGCAAGAGCUGUGAGGGGGCCGAGGACCUGCAGGAGGCACUGAGCUCCAUCCUGGGCAUCCUCAAGGCUGUGAACGACUCCAUGCACCUGAUCGCCAUCACCGGCUACGACGGGAACCUGAGUGACCUGGGGAAGCUGCUGAUGCAGGGCUCCUUCAGCGUCUGGACGGACCACAAGAAGGGCCACACCAAGGUGAAGGACCUGGCCAGGUUCAAGCCCAUGCAGCGGCACCUCUUCCUGCACGAGAAGGCUGUGCUCUUCUGCAAGAAGAGGGAGGAGAACGGGGAAGGGUACGAGAAAGCCCCUUCCUACAGCUACAAGCAGUCCCUGAACAUGGCGGCCGUCGGCAUAACAGAGAACGUGAAGGGCGACGUGAGGAAGUUUGAGAUCUGGUACAACGCCAGGGAGGAGGUGUACAUUGUACAGGCACCGAGCCCUGAAAUCAAAGCUGCGUGGGUGAGUGAGAUCCGCAAGGUGCUGACCAGCCAGCUGCAAGCCUGCAGGGAAGCCAGCCAGCACAGAGCGCUCGAGCAGUCCCAGAGCCUGCCUCUGCCCGCACCGCCCAGCACCAGUCCCUCGAAAGGGAGCACGAGGAACAUCAAGAAGUUGGAAGAAAGGAAAACUGACCCCCUCAGCCUGGAAGGAUACGUGAGCUCCACGCCGUUGCCGAAGCCCCCCGAGAAGGGCAGAGGUUGGAGCAAAACGUCUCAGCCCUCGGAGGCCCCUGAGGACAAUGACGGCUGGUCCAGUGCCGAGGAGCUGAUUAAUUCCUCAGAUGCAGAGGAGGAAGGCAGAGUGGGCGCCAGGAAGCUGGUUCCAGGAAAGUACACGGUCCUGACGGGCGACGAGAAGGAAAGCCCCGACGCGCUUGCCGUGAGAAGUGGGGACGUGGUGGAGGUGGUCCACGAGGGCGACGAGGGCCUUUGGUAUGUCAGGAACCUGACCUCCAGCAAGGAGAGCUGGGUGCCGGCCAGCAGUCUGUCCACGCUCCUCAGCACGUCCGGCUCGGCUCAGUGCCUGAGCAGCUCAGAGUCCAGUGCGGGGUCCACCCUGCUGAGCACCUCCUCCAGCUGCAGCGAGAGCUGUGGGGCCCCCCUCUCAGACCUCCAGGGGUAG